Messenger RNA from Poecilia reticulata (guppy), 1376 nucleotides. The record is from RefSeq and is a predicted model, not a curated record. Lineage: Eukaryota; Metazoa; Chordata; Actinopteri; Cyprinodontiformes; Poeciliidae.
CGAAACUGGUGGAAGCAACAGAAGCAAGUAAAGCAGUAAAUAUGAAUAUGUUUAGGAAUCUCUGCCACAUUGGACGGAGUUCUGGAUGGUCGUCUGAGGAAGGAGUUAGCUGGGCUGGACAGGAACUGAGACUGAAACGCUGUGGAGACGACGAGAACCAAACCCGUCUGACCAGACGUCAUGUCGCUGCCUCCUAACUCCUCCAUCCCUCUGCAGCAUGAAACGUGUGCUGGCCCUGAGAUAAAGCCCAUCAUGGAAAGCCUCCUGGGUGUUUAUGUGCUCCUGUUGCCUCUCUUCCUCUACGUUGUUGCCAUCGGUUACCAGCGAUGGAGGAAAGACGGUCUCAUGGCUCCUUUCCGAACGUGGAGACACAUCGACAUCUUCACCUACAACGUGGUUUUCCUCGACCUGCUCAAUACGUUGGGGAGCUUCUUGUACUUCUUUGGUAUCGUCACUAAAAACACAGGCGGACGGAUGGCAGGAAGUGGCCUGUUUGGGAUUUUGUUUUCAGGUCAGACUCUGUUCCACCUGCUCACCUGCAUGGAGCGCUACCUGGCUGUCGUCCAUCCCGUCUUCUACCUGCGUCUUAAAGGCUCAGCAGGCRUCAGGRUCAGAAACAUCACCAUCGGAUGUGUUUGGCUGGUUUCCUUCAUGAUAACGGCUCUGAUUAUGCAGACGGGUCUUUCCCAUUCCAUCAUCAACGGAUUGCUUCUGUCCUUCACGUCCGUAGCUUUYKUYUUCUGCAGCCUCUCUGUUCUCUGCGCUCUGAUUGGUCCAGGGCCUGGCGGGACCAGAAUCCGGGUCGACCAAUCAAAGAAGAGAGCUCUGAACACCAUCAUGAUCAUCACCGCUACUCUGUUCCUCAGGUUCAUGAGCACCAUGAUCAGCUCCAUAAUUCAACACCUUGGAAAGUUUUCAUCUGCUCAUUGUUUGAUUGGUUGGUCUUCAAUGUGGUUCUCGGUGCCCAGCAGUCUGGUGUUACCUCUGCUUCUUCUGCAGAGGGCAGGAAAACUACCCCCCUCUGGGGCAAAUGUCAGAUGAAGCAACAAGUUUGUUUAAUAUCAACGUUGCCUCAAAUCUAAUGUCAUUUUUUCUCUUUGGAAAAAUUCCCCUGUGUGAGUUAAAUUCAUGAAACGGAGACAAAAUUCAAACAUUAAUUGAAACGUUAUUGAAGGAGGCAAACCUGAAAACGACAGCAAUAAAAAGUGAGAAAAUGGUUUCUGUAGACUCCAGUUAUACAUUUUCAAUCAUAGAUUAUGGGGAUCAUAGAUCAUAGUUGCAUGAUGUAAUUGUUUCCUUAUGCAAUGGUGAGAUGGUAACAUUUAUUGGUUCAUUUAGUCAAUUAUUUAUAAAUAAAAUGAACAUGAUGCUUCUGA